This is a messenger RNA of Cyprinodon variegatus (sheepshead minnow), 4197 nucleotides long. RefSeq names its product intestinal mucin-like protein. Gene Ontology annotation, molecular function: protein binding. Gene Ontology annotation, cellular component: extracellular matrix. Bases 101 to 4060 code for a protein of 1319 amino acids. The record is from RefSeq and is a predicted model, not a curated record. Lineage: Eukaryota; Metazoa; Chordata; Actinopteri; Cyprinodontiformes; Cyprinodontidae. The transcript has 21 exons.
AAAAAUUUACAACUAUGGUGAUAUCAUCUACAAUACCAUAGAUGGUCUGGGAAAUUGCAUUACAGCUGAGUGUGCAGCCAAUGGAACAAUAUCAAGAAGCAUGUACCAAUGCACCAAUACAACAACGGCUAUGCCUUCCACAUCUCCAUUUACAUUUAGCACAGCUCAGACCCCCACACCAGCUGCAUCAAGUACAAAAGGAGCUACAACACAACCAGGGGAAACAACUGAACAAACAACAUAUGCUACUACAACAGUAACUGAAACCAAAACUACAGGAAACCAAACCCAAAGAUCCACAACUGCGUAUGUAGAAAUAACCUUUCCUGGAAAAACAACAGUGGAGAUUGGAACAACAAAACCCUCAGAGGUUGGCACAACAGGCCCAGUGACUGGCUCUGUAACAGAACUUGUUGAGACCACAACUGCAGUACCAGGAAGAACGACAAGAGGCCAAGAAACACCUGUUACCUCUAAACCUUCUACUGUUACUAAAAUCACACCAACACCUUCCAGAACCACUGGCGAAAAAACAACUAAAGCUUAUGUACUAACCAGUGUGGGUACAAAACAGCCUGGUGAGGCUACCACUAGUCAAUUAACAUUCUCUACCACAGCAGUUUAUGAAGCCACAACUUCAGUCCCUGAGGGAACAACCAAACGCAGCGAAAGUACAAUUGUAUCAUCAAAGCCCUCUCUUCUUACAACAACUACAAAAGGCCCAAUCAGCACAACCCAGAGAGCAACAACUGAGUCUGCAGAAACCACCUUUGCAGGAACAACAACAGUGGAGAUUGGAACAACAACACCUUCAAAGGUUGGCACAACAGGCCCAGUGACUGGCUCUGUAACAGAACUUGUUGAGACCACAACUGCAGUACCUGGAAGCACAACAAGAGGCCAAGAAAAACCUGUUACCUCUAAACCUUCUACUGUUACUAAAAUCACACCAACACCUUCCAGAACCACUGGCGAAAAAACAACUAAAGCUUCUGAAGUAACCAGUGUGGGUACAAAACAGCCUGGUGAGGCUACCACUAGUCAAUUAACAUUCUCUACCACAGCAGUUUAUGAAGCCACAACUUCAGUCCCUGAGGGAACAACAAAACGCAGCGAAAGCACAAUUGUAACAUCAAAGCCCUCUCUUCUUACAACAACUACAAAAGGCCCGUUCAGCACAACCCAGAGAGUAACAACUGAAUCUGCAGAAACAACUUUUACAAGUACCACAUUGGGUGUUAUAACGGGACAGUUACACUCAACAAGAGGAGUUACUGAUGCUUUGGUGAAAAACACAACAACCAUAACCACACAAAACCAUUUAAUAGGCACAACCAUUAUCGCACCGUUAACAAAGACACUUCCUGGAACUGCAACAGUUUACCAAACUAGAUCCACUAUCCAGACAACCACAGCAAGGGUCCAUUCAUCUUCACCACAUUCGACAGCAUCGUGCAUGUGUAUUGUUAACGGAACAUCUCAUCAACCCGGGGACCUGUUAUACAAUGUUUCUGAUGGCCUUGGGUGGUGCUACAGUGCAUAUUGCAAUGCAUCUUGUAAAGUUGAAACACAAUCCACCCCUUGUCCAACAUAUAUACCUAGCACUACUGCACAUUCCUCUUCUUCACUGUUCAGCACAACGAAUGCCCCUAUUACAAGCUCAGUACCCCUGACCACAACCAGAGCAGCAUCUACAGCUAUCCAAGUCUGCUAUGAUGGAAAUGUACCCAAACAGAACGGAGAAUCCUGGGUGACUAAGAACUGCAUGACAGCUACUUGCACAGAAGGCGAGAUAACAGUCACACCUGUGGUCUGUCCAAACGUAACACAACCCAUCUGCACCAAUGGGAGGAAACCUGUCAAGAUCUACGAACAGAAUGGAUGUUGCUUUCAUGAAGAGUGUGAAUGUGUUUGCAGUGUCCUGAGUGGAUCCUACUACACUACUUUUGACGGCCAAAUGUACAAUUCCCAACAGAACUGCUCCUGUUACUUGGUUAAGGAGAUUAUUUCUAAAUAUAACCUGACCAUCACAAGAAGCAAUGAGUGUGAUCCUACAGACACCACAUUCUGCCCUCUGGCUCUCACCAUCACCUACCAGUCAUUGGUGAUAGUUUUGACUCAGAUUAAGAGUUCAGGAACACCAACAAAUGUGGUCUAUGUAGACCAGAAACGCAUAUAUCCAGCCUAUAGCAAUUCGGUCCUGCUCCUGUUUGGCACAGAUAUGGAGAUCACUGCAGAGAUACCAAAGAUCAACACAAAAAUCAUUUUUAGGGGCUCCUCCUUCAGCAUCGACCUUCCCUAUUCACUGUUUGAAGGAAACACUGAGGGACAGUGUGGCACUUGUGACAACUCCCCGGCCAAUGACUGCCGUUCUCCAAACGGAAACAUUGAAAGCUGCUCAGAAACUGCAAGACUGUGGACUAUCCCCGGAGCGCCCUGUCCCACUCCCAGCCCCACCUCACCUGUUACCACAGCAACACCUGUAACUUCAUCACAGGGGCCUUUCCCAACCACACAACCCGCCUGCAAACCUGCCAUCUGUGAGCUGCUUAGGAGCAGCCUUUUUGCACCGUGCCACACCUUAAUUUCUCCUGAAUCAUACGUGAAAACCUGCACCUAUGAAAUCUGCAACGGUGGCAACGACACCUGCUCCAGCCUGGAGGCGUAUGCUGCUGAGUGUUCCAGCGUUGGUGUUUGUAUCGACUGGAGGAAUUCCACCGGUGGACUGUGUGAGCAUAGAUGUCCGAGCAACAAAAUUUACAUGGCAUGUGGCCCGUCAGUAGAGCCCACAUGCAAUGACAGAUACAACAGGAAGUUUCAGGCAGAUGCGACAUCAGCUGCUAACGUCACCAAGGAAGGCUGCUUCUGUCCGCCGGACACCACGCGGUUCAACUCUGUGUAUGACACAUGUGUCACUUCCUGCGACUGUGUUGGACCAGAUGGAAAACCCAAACAGCCUGGUGAUACAUGGACAAGUGAAUGCAACACUUGCGAGUGUGACGGCGAUUCGAUGAGUGUCCGCUGCGAGCCUGUGAAGUGCCCCGAGGUCCAGAGCCCCAACUGCAGCGAGCUCGGCCAGCAGCUGAUCAACAAAACAGAAGGCUGCUGCACAACACAGAGCUGUGAAUGUAACUUGAACCUGUGUGCUGCUCCUCCCUCCUGCUCACUGGGCUUCCAGCUGAACGUUGCCAACGGGACCUGCUGCCAGUCCUACGAGUGUGUUCCUAAAGGUGUGUGUGUCUACGACAUGACUGAGUUCAAGCCUGGUGCAAAGAUACCGACACCUCAGCAAGCAUCAGAAGCUCCACUGGAAGAACCAUCAGUAGCCAGAACCUCUGCAGAAACAGUCCUGAAUGGCUCUGAUACUCCUGCACCCUGCCAGGAGUGUUACUGUGGUCCCAAAACAGAUCCCACCACCAAGCUCAACAUCAUCACAUGCACACCGGUGCUCUGCAACACCAGCUGCUCUCAAGGAUUUGAAUAUGAGACCAAGGCAGACGCCUGCUGCGGGACAUGUGUCCAGAAGAGCUGUAUUUUUACGUACGACCAGAAUGUACAUGUUAUUGAGGUCAACAGCACCUUUGUACCUCCUGGUGACAAAUGUUUGCAGUACACAUGUGAGAAGAUCAACGGCCAGAUCGUGAUGAAGGAAACAAAGACCACCUGUCCUCCCUUCGACCCGCUGGACUGCGAACCUGGAACCGAGACAACUGAUGCCAGCGGCUGCUGCAAAACCUGCAAACUGCAGAGCCUCUGUAAGGUGGACAGCAAGCUGACUGUCAUGGAGGUGAACGGCUGUGUGAGCGCUGAGCCAGUUAACGUCACAUCAUGUGCCGGACGCUGCAAAAGCUCAUCUAUAUACUCAGCAGCAGCUAACACGAUGAUGCACCACUGUGAGUGCUGCCAUGAGGCCAAGACCAGCACAAGGCGUCUGGAGCUGACCUGUUCUGAUGGCUCCAAAGUCCAGCACAGCUACACCCAUGUGGAAACCUGCCACUGCAGCAAAGAGGAAUGCCCAAUCAGCAGCACAUCUAAACCCCAGCGCCGCCGGAGACGCUGACCUGUCACAAGCUGACCAUAAAUCAUGCAACCUUUCCAACCUGCUCUUAUGUAUAGUGCAAUGUGCUCUUCUACAGGGUCACUGUUAGAAAUAAAACUCCUUCUGUAUUUCUCUGUCUUACAAAGAAUAAAUAUAUA